Molecule: messenger RNA, 2256 nt
Organism: Coffea eugenioides
Lineage: Eukaryota; Viridiplantae; Streptophyta; Magnoliopsida; Gentianales; Rubiaceae
Product: MACPF domain-containing protein At1g14780-like
Exons: 7
Coding region: 91-1974 (627 amino acids)
Biological process (GO): regulation of salicylic acid mediated signaling pathway; plant-type hypersensitive response
Cellular component (GO): plasma membrane
Source: RefSeq, a predicted model, not a curated record
CAGGCUUUAGCCGUCAGUUCAUACCCGGGAAAACUACGUCGUUUUGGCAUUGAAAACGGCGUCUUAGUGCCUGCCGGAACUUCAGCAAGAAUGUUCGAGGUCAGCGGAGACUACGAGUGGAAGCCUAUUGAAAUAAGAGCCAUUGAAGCCUUAGGUUGCGGGUUCGAUUUCGCCAGUGAUUCCAGACUCAAGUAUGUGAAAAGGUGUCCUGAUAGUAGAUUGGUUGUUCUGGAUGAGAAGAAUAAACGGGAUAUGGUAAUUCCGGUCAGUGGCGGCGGCGGCAGCGGAAGUAACGGCGCCGGCGUGGUGGUUCCGAAUGUGUCCGAGAGUAUAAGAUGUGAUAAAGGAGAGCAUACUCGAUUUAAGUCCGACGUCCUCGAAUUUAAUCAGAUGUCGGAGUUGCUGAAUCAGAAGUCAUCCGUACAGGGGAAAGUUCCAUCAGGAUAUUUGAAUGCAUUAUUUGAUUUAAGUGGAGCAUGGAUGAAUGAUGCUGCAGAUGUUAAACAUCUUGCUUUUGAUGGUUAUUUCAUCUCAUUGUACUAUCUUCACCUCACAGCAUCUCCAUUGGUGCUCCACGAGAAAGUAAAAAAAGCUGUGCCAUCUCAUUGGGAUCCUGCCAAACUCUCUAGGUUCAUUCAAACUUAUGGAACGCAUAUAGUGGUAGGGAUGGCUGUUGGAGGCCAGGAUGUAAUUUGUGUAAAGCAGAAACCAUCCUCAACCAUUCCUCCUUCUGAACUUAAAGGGUGUUUGGAGGAUCUCGGAGAUAUACUGUUUUCUGAUGGAAUGAAUCCUCUACAGGAGCGGAAGACAAAGGAUGGGAAAAAGAAGAUCCCUGAGGUAUUUAACCGCAUGUUGCAGUCACAUACCAUGCAAUUUACAAGCAUUACCGAAGCGUCAAGCAAGGAUGGGCUCACACUUAUAUGGUCAAAAAGGGGAGGAGAUGUGUUUGCCCAAAGCCACUCCAAGUGGCUUCAGACGGUGGCCAUCAACCCAGAGGCCACACUUUUCAAACUUGUGCCUAUUACUUCUUUACUUACUGGAAUUCCAGGAAGUGGCUAUCUUAGUCAUGCGAUAAAUUUGUAUCUACGAUACAAGCCUGCUUUGGACGAUCUACAAUACUUCUUGGAAUUUCAAGUUCCCAGGCAGUGGUCACCUCUUUACUGUGAGCUUCCUUUGAGACAUCAGAUACGAAAAGCUUCUUGCCCAAAAUUGCAGUUUAGUUUCUUAGGUCCGAAGCUUCAUGUUAGCUCCAGUCAGGUUUCCAGCAGUAAAAAACCAGUUAUUGGCUUGCGGCUUUAUCUAGAAGGUAAACAAUGCAACCGAUUGGCAAUACAUGUGCAGCAUCUUUCAAGUCUCCCCAACAUUAUGGCAUCUGCUUCAGCUGACGCUAGCAUAACCAAGCCUUGUCAGUGGCGAGGUUCGGAUGACUAUGAAUCUAGUCUGCAAUUCUUAGAACCAGUCAGAUGGAAGAGGUUUUCAAAUGUGUGCUCCUCUGUUGUAAAGCAUGAUCCAGGAUGGAUAAAUGGAGAAUCAAGUGGUGUUUUUAUAGUAACAGGUGCACAACUUAUCAGCAAAGGAAAUUGGCCAAGAACUGUUCUUCACCUUCGCUUGCUUUACACUCACAUACCGAACUGCUUUAUCCGAAAGACAGAGUGGGCAGUUGCACCAGAAGCUUCUCGAAAGUCGAAUUUUCUCACAAAUCUGAGCACGACUUUUACAUUUACACAGCGGGCGGCGAACGAUGCACCAAAACAGCUUCCAGCUGUUCUGAACUCAGGUGUAUAUCCUGAUGGUCCUCCUGUGCCCGUCCGCUCUACAAAGUUGCUCAAAUUUGUAGACACGUCGGAGGUUGCACGGGGCCCUUAUGAUUUUCCAGGGCAUUGGUUGGUAACAGCUGCUAAGCUGGUGACUGAAGGUGGUAAAAUUGGUUUGCAUGUAAAGUUUGCGCUGUUAGACUUCUCUCAGGAACCCUAGUUCUUCCGUGUGUAUAUAUAUUGAAGAGAUGGUGGUGACUUAUUGUCUUGUGUCGUAGAGCUGUUAGCUUAUCUGUGUAUUCUACAUGAUGAAUCCUACUUUUGUCUAUAAGAACAAUGGGAAGAAGAGAAAAGCACGCUACUUUUCUUUGUAAAGAAGCAGUUCCUGAGGACCAGGGACUGACAGACUGGUUUUAACCGACCAAAUUCCUCUGGGUGAGAGUGUGAUGCGACUGUAUUUGCAACUUGUUCAUCGAGUUAAUGGGAGAAAUUGUAGUUUGAA